UCAUUCAUUCAUAAAUGAGAGAAUAAUUUCUGGUUGUGUCAAACAUGGGCAAAAAUUUUAAUAAUUCAACAGAUCUCGAUAACCCAGAAUCUGGCACAAUUUACUUAAAUGCACUAUUUUAUACGUUUAUUAUUAGUGUAUCAGUGGUAGUGACGCUCGGAAAUCUGGCCGUUAUUUUAGCCAUGGUUGUUCACAAGUCUCUGAGAACUCCGCCCCAUUUGUACCUCGGGUCUCUAGCACUGAUUGACUUUUCCGUCGGAGUUUUCAUCCUUCCUCUAAGACUACAUCAAGUCAUGAACAACGGUUUGUGGGACUUUGGUGAAACAAUGUGUGGAAUAUAUGUCACUGCAGAUGUUACGUUAUGUACACUGUCAAUUUAUCAUUUAAUUGCAAUCGCCAUGGACAGGUACAGAGCAAUAACGCAAGGGGUCAAAUACGUCCAAACACGCUCUUUCACAAUGGUAGCUACAACCAUUGUUUUCCUAUGGGUGAUUUCUCUAUGGGUGUCUACACCACCUUUCCUUGGGUGGCAUGAUGACGACUGGGGGUUGAAAGUUGACCAAGAAAACAACAACAAACCAAUAUGCGUCUACACUCAAAACAGGGGAUAUGUCUUCCACUCUGCGCUGGGAACAUUCAUUCUGCCAACCAUCAUUAUCAUCGUCCUCUAUUACAGGAUUUUUGCUGGAAUUCAAGCCAAACUUCGCAAAAGAGCCUUACCUGUGUCAAUGGGGCAACACUUCGACAGUAAUAAAUCUGCCGGAGAAACGUCAGAUACAUUUUCAUCUGAAGAUAUUCUUGAGCAAAAUUGUGUCAAUCUAAAAAAUGAAUCUGAAACAACUCUUAAUAAACGAAUCAAGUUUCAAUUCACAAGAAUUCGGCGUAGCAUUUUUCCAACUCCAGCAGAAGUCCCCACCUCUUCGAAUUCUUUGGAGAUGGUGCAGACAUCGGAGACAACUACAACAGAGGGAUUAAACGACCACAGUAACAGCGCUAAAAUAAAUACCAAGAGCAUUUUACGCAAGCAAAAAUCGAAUCCUCAAGACAAAAGGCCACUGUCUCAGGUGGAAGAGUUUGUCCGUAAAAAGAUUAAGUUUUCCCUGACCAAAGAGAGACGAGCUUCAAAAAUGUUGGGAGUGAUCAUCGGAUCCUUUUUAUUUUGUUGGGCCCCGUUCUUUACAAUGUAUCUAAUUGAUGCAUUCUUUUACCCUUUAUCACAUUCCGUAUGGUUUGAGGUGUCUUCUUGGAUGGGAUAUGUAAAUUCGGGGAUUAAUCCAUUCAUCUACAAUUUCAAGGAUAAAGAUUUUAGACGUGCUUUCUCUAAAAUGAUAUUUUUCUGGAGAAAAUAAAAAAUCCGACCAGAAUUGUAAUCGCAUUAUAUAUGCUAAUUUUAUUCUUUGUUUCAAAACAAUCUUAUUCGCAUCCAUAAACAUAUUUUAUAUACUAAAUAUUAUCCUCUGCAAUGUAACACUACUUGUGUAUUUAUAAUUAAUUUGUAAUAAUGCGCAGUAAUUUACGAAGAAACGCAAUAAGUUAACGG
Molecule: messenger RNA, 1540 nt
Organism: Folsomia candida
Lineage: Eukaryota; Metazoa; Arthropoda; Collembola; Entomobryomorpha; Isotomidae
Product: tyramine/octopamine receptor-like
Exons: 1
Coding region: 45-1349 (434 amino acids)
Biological process (GO): adenylate cyclase-activating adrenergic receptor signaling pathway
Cellular component (GO): membrane
Molecular function (GO): G protein-coupled amine receptor activity
Source: RefSeq, a predicted model, not a curated record